Molecule: messenger RNA, 2456 nt
Organism: Durio zibethinus
Lineage: Eukaryota; Viridiplantae; Streptophyta; Magnoliopsida; Malvales; Malvaceae
Source: RefSeq, a predicted model, not a curated record
UUACAAAAUUUCCCUUUUUUUUUUUAUAUAUAUAAAAGAAGUUGCAGGCGCUGGGAUUUGAACAUAGACCUGCUGGGUGUGAUUGAAGGUAGUUCCAUGAAUCAACUAAGCUAAGUUCCAAUUUUCUCACUCUUUUAAAAUUGAAAGAAACAGUUAUACUUCAUAGUACUCCAAAGUUCAACUGUAUUGUCUCAUUGUUAGUUGAAAAUUCUUUUGCUAGAGAAAUAGUUUUACUUUACCUUGUAUCAUUCUUAUAUAAAUUAUGCCAUUUUUUGUAAAUCUCUUCCGAUGGUAUCCUUGAAGUUACUGCAACAUGGUUGGUUCCGGAGAAAGUCUAAUUCAAGGAAAUCAGACUCUUAAUAGUUUUUUUCUUUGGUUUUGUAUACGAUUGAGCUAGCUGAUAACAAAUAUUCUAUUUGGAGCAAUCAGGUUUUGUGAUUUCACAAUUUGGUUUGAUUGAGAACAACUGAUGAAAUGAUUGACUGUUGAUGAUAUGGCUGGAGUGGAGCAGAGGCAGAACAAGUCUGGAGGUGGAGGGAAAAAGAAGGAAGUGAAGAAGGAGACUGGUUUGGGUCUCUCCUUUACCAAGGAUGAGAAUUUCGGGGAGUGGUACUCUGAGGUUGUUGUCAAUGGUGAAAUGAUUGAGUACUAUGACAUUUCUGGCUGUUAUAUUCUGAGGCCAUGGGCAAUUUCAAUUUGGGAGAUCAUGCAAACAUUCUUUGAUGCUGAAAUCAAGAAAAUGAAAGUCAAGAACUGCUAUUUCCCUCUCUUUGUAUCUCCAGGCGUUUUGCAAAAGGAGAAGGAUCAUAUUGAGGGUUUUGCUCCAGAGGUUGCUUGGGUGACCAAAUCUGGGGAGUCUGAGUUAGAGGUGCCAAUUGCAAUCCGCCCAACUAGUGAGACAGUUAUGUAUCCCUAUUAUUCUAAGUGGAUUAGAGGACACCGUGACUUGCCUUUGAAACUUAACCAGUGGUGCAAUGUCGUUCGAUGGGAAUUUAGCAAUCCCACACCAUUUAUCAGGAGUCGUGAAUUUCUAUGGCAGGAAGGGCAUACUGCCUUUGCAACAAAGGAAGAGGCAGACACAGAGGUUCUUCAAAUAUUGGAACUGUACCGAUGUAUAUAUGAAGAAUUCUUGGCUAUUCCUGUUACAAAAGGCAGGAAGAGUGAACUAGAGACGUUUGCUGGUGGACUUUACACAACUAGUGUCGAGGCAUUUAUUCCAAACACUGGGCGUGGUAUUCAAGGUGCAACCUCCCAUUGUCUGGGCCAAAACUUUGCAAAAAUGUUUGAGAUAAACUUUGAAAAUGAAAAGGGAGAGAAGGGUAUGGUCUGGCAGAAUUCCUGGGCGUAUAGUACUCGAACGAUUGGGGUAAUGGUUAUGGUUCAUGGGGAUGACAAAGGUUUAGUGCUGCCUCCAAAAGUAGCAGCUUUGCAACUUAUUGUGAUUCCUGUGCCUUACAAAGAUGCAGAUACUCAAGGUAUUUUUGAUGCUUGUGUUGCCACUGUGGCAACCCUCUCAGAUGCUGGCAUUCGUGCUGAAGCUGAUCUUAGAGAUAACUACUCACCUGGUUGGAAGUAUUCAAACUGGGAAAUGAAAGGUGUUCCCCUAAGGAUUGAAAUAGGACCUAGAGACUUAGCAAAUAAUCAGGUACGUGCAGUUCGCCGUGACAAUGGAGCAAAAACUGAUAUCUCAAGAGUCUUUUUGGUUGAACAAGUAAAAGGAAUGUUGGAUAAGAUUCAACAGAACCUGUUUGACGUUGCAAAACAAAAACGAGAUGCCUGUGUUGAAGUUUUAAAAACUUGGGAAGAGUUUGUAACAGCUCUUGGGCAAAAGAAACUGAUCUUAGCUCCUUGGUGUGAUGAGGAGGAUGUGGAGAAAGACGUGAAAGCACGAACGAAGGGUGAUAUGGGAGCAGCUAAGUCUCUUUGUACCCCGUUUGAACAGCCUGAACUCCCAGAAGGUACUAAAUGCUUUGCCUCUGGGAAGCCUGCAAAGAAAUGGACCUAUUGGGGUAGAAGUUACUAAGAUUAUUCUCUUUUUAUGACCAUCUCCUUCACAUUGUCCUCUGUCUGAUGUCAGCUGUGCUGGUGUGUGGACCAUUCUUAACAGGAUAAUUUUCAAUUUGAAAUUGUUAUAUGAAACUGAUGAGAGUACUUGGUUUUAUUAUCAUAUAGUUAAGAGUUCACUUCGAUGCAUGGUGGGAGAACUCCCACCGCGCCGCGCAUGUCAUUUUAUUCAUUGGACCCUUGGAGGUUAAGUCAUAAAAAUGCAAUUACGGCGCGGUGAAAGUCUCUCUCACUAUGUUACCAAAGGGACAUUAAAACUUGUGGGAAUUUUUUUUUUUUAAUUUUCGCCAAGGGUGUAUUGUAGAACUUUUGCUUUGCUACAAUUGAUUUACUGCUCUAUUUGUGAUAUUACAAUAUUAGAAUAUGGUGAUGGUACUUGAAGGUUAUAAGUU